This is a messenger RNA of Capsella rubella, 1264 nucleotides long. RefSeq names its product SAP30-binding protein. The record is from RefSeq and is a predicted model, not a curated record. The coding region runs from base 81 to 1106 and encodes 341 amino acids. Gene Ontology annotation, cellular component: nucleus. The transcript has 6 exons. Gene Ontology annotation, biological process: regulation of DNA-templated transcription. Lineage: Eukaryota; Viridiplantae; Streptophyta; Magnoliopsida; Brassicales; Brassicaceae.
CCCCAAAUUGAUACUCCGUUCUUGCGAUUGGGAUUCGAAUUCCGUUAACCAUAGUCUCGAAUUGAUCUGAACAGCUUCCUAUGGCUCCGAAGAAGUCUGAAGGAAUCGCUUUACUAUCUGUUUACAGUGAUGAGGAUGACGAAGAUAUGGAAGACGCCGAGGAAGAGGAAGAAGAAGAGGAGCAGAGAAAUCAGGAAGAGAGUGGAAAACGAAUCGAAGAAGAUCAGGUAGAAGAAGCGAAUUAUAUGGAUGAAGAGAGAGGAAGAGGAGGAGAAGAUUCUAGAACGCCGGGGUUGUUAGAUGGUGGUGGAGCUUCUAGUGCUCAUGCGACGCCUCGUUCACUUGAUAAUGAUGAAUCACCGAGAGGUGACUGGAGUAAUCGAAUGAUUGGUGAGUCUGAUGGUGACAGAGCUGAUGAUGCUUCAGGGGAAAGUAGUGAUACGUUAUUGGAUCAGUUUCUUCCGCCUCCACCGAGGGAGAAGUGCUCCGAGGAGCUGCAAAGGAAAAUAGAUAAGUUUCUGAGCCUUAAAAAGAUGGGGAAGAGUUUCAAUGCAGAAGUGCGGAAUAGAAAGGAAUACAGGAAUCCAGACUUCCUAUUACAUGCUGUAAGUUACCAAGACAUUGAUCAGACAGGUUCCUGUUUCAGUAAAGAUGUAUUCGACCCCAAUGGAUAUGACCCAAGUGACUUCUGCGAUGCAAUAGAAGUUGACAUGAGGCACGAGAGAGAAAGGAAGGAGCAAGAAAGCAAGAAGAACCAAAAGCUUGACUUCGUUUCUGCUGGUGCUCAACCUGUGGCGGUUUUUGUUGCACAAAAGCCUAACAUCCCCAUUCCAGGUAUUCCAGCUUUAGUUACUAGUGGAUUGCCUUCUGUACCAACUGAAAUCGCUGCUCGUGAUGGUAGACCGAACAAGAAAUCCAAAUGGGAUAAGGUUGAUGGGGACGUAAAGAAUCCUCCUCUAGCAGCUGGGACUCAGGAUUCUCGCUCUAAUGCAUCUCUUGUAUCUGCUGCAAGUGCUGGCUCUGGAUACGCAGCUUUUGCGCAACAACGGAGACGAGAGGUGGAAGGACGGAGAUCUUCCGAGAGGAAAUUGGAGAGAAGAAGUUAAGACAUAGCCAGGACGAUGCUGUUAUAUGUUGUGAUUCUUGUAGCAAGAAAUUCUAUAGAGGUUCUAGUUCAAUGUUUCAUAGCGAGUACAAACUUAGAACCAAUGAUAUACAGUGCCUUCAUUCUUUUUUGUACUAACGGAAAAUUUCAGACCAAACA